This is a messenger RNA of Exophiala mesophila, 688 nucleotides long. Its product is annotated as 4-carboxymuconolactone decarboxylase. The coding region runs from base 153 to 599 and encodes 148 amino acids. The transcript has a single exon. The record is from RefSeq and is a predicted model, not a curated record. Gene Ontology annotation, molecular function: peroxiredoxin activity. NCBI's taxonomy places the organism in Eukaryota, Fungi, Ascomycota, Eurotiomycetes, Chaetothyriales, Herpotrichiellaceae.
CAACAACUACUACCACGCCAACGCACCACCUACAACAUUGGAAUAUCAACUGGUCACAAGUUCUAGGUCUGAGAUCUCCCCGAGUCUUGUCACUACCACCAAUUGCUCGACCUCACCAGUCUCUGCUUUGACCUUGCAUAAAGAGUCACACAAUGGCUUCAUCCGACAAAGUGGCCGAGGCCCACAAGACGCUGUGGGAUCAAGGCAUUGAGAUACGAAAGCAGGUGGUUGGACCCGAGCAUGUGAGUCGGUCGGUGGAUAACAUGUCGGACUUUUCUCGACCGCUGCAGGAACUCGUCACUGAGGUCGGCUGGGGUGUAGUCUGGGCUCGAGAUGGACUGGAACGAAAGACACGCAGUCUGAUCAAUAUCGGUAUGCUGUGUGCCUUGAACAAAAUGGCUGAGCUUGCCGUCCACAUCAAAGGCGCCGUCAACAACGGGGCAACUGAAGAGGAGAUUCGUGAGGUCUUGAUACAGGUAGCAGUUUAUUGUGGCAUGCCUGCUGCAUUAGAGGGCACCAGGGUCGCUGAGACCGUCCUCAAAUCAAUCCGCGAGGCUGACACCAAGGCUGCGGCUGAAGGCAACCAGGCGUCGCAAUAAGGCUGUGGAUUGAAGGAAGUCAUGGGACUUUGUUGUGCAGGUCACUCAUUCCCCCCAGGUAGCCAACCACCCUACAUAAAACAUUUGGG